GAUUUUGAAGCUAAGACAAGCUAUACCCUGAGGAUAGAAGCAACCAAUAUGCAUGUUGACCCUCGUUUCCUGAGCCUGGGACCCUUCAGUGACAUGACAACAGUGAAGAUAAUUGUUGAAGAUGUUGAUGAGCCACCUGUGUUUACUUCACGUUUGUACUCCAUGGUGGUUUCUGAAGCAGCAAAAGUCGGCACUAUCAUUGGAACUGUAGCGGCCCAUGAUCCAGAUGCCUCAAAUAGUCCUGUCAGGUAUUCAAUAGAUCGAAACACAGACCUGGAGAGGUAUUUCAAUAUUGAUGCCAACAGUGGAGUCAUUACAACUGCCAAAUCUUUGGACAGGGAAACUAAUGCUGUUCAUAAUAUCACAGUUUUGGCUAUGGAGAGUCAGAAUCCAGCACAGAUUGGGAGAGGCUAUGUAGCCAUCACUAUCCUUGACAUCAAUGACAAUGCCCCUGAGUUUGCCAUGGAAUAUGAGACAACUGUCUGUGAAAAUGCUCAGUCUGGUCAGGUGAUACAGAAAAUCAGUGCAAUUGAUAAAGAUGACCCACCGAAUGGCCAUCAGUUCUACUUCAGUUUAGCAGCAGAGGCAGCAAAUAACCACAACUUUACACUGCAAGACAAUAAAGAUAACACUGCAACAGUAUUAACCAGAAGAAAUGGGUUCCGAAGACAGGAACAGUCUGUUUUCUAUUUGCCAAUAUUCAUUGUGGACAGUGGAUCACCUUCACUUAGUAGCACUAAUACGCUCACCAUCAGAGUCUGUGAUUGUGAUGCAGAUGGUAUUGCUCAGACAUGCAAUGCAGAAGCAUAUAUCUUGCCUGCAGGACUUAGCACUGGAGCCCUUAUAGCAAUAUUGGCUUGUGUCUUGACGCUGCUAGUUCUUGUCCUGCUGAUUGUCACCAUGAGGCGACGGAAAAAAGAGCCCCUCAUUUUUGAUGAAGAGAGAGAUAUCAGAGAGAAUAUUGUGAGAUAUGAUGAUGAGGGUGGUGGAGAAGAAGACACUGAGGCUUUUGACAUGGCUGCCUUGAGAAACCUCAACAUUAUCCGAGACACCAAAACCAGAAGGGAUGUGACGCCUGAGAUCCAGUUCUUGAGCAGACCAACUUUUAAAAGCAUCCCAGAUAAUGUAAUUUUUCGGGAAUUUAUCUGGGAAAGACUAAAAGAAGCUGAUGUGGACCCCUGUGCGCCACCCUAUGACUCCCUGCAGACAUACGCAUUUGAGGGGAAUGGUUCGGUGGCAGAGUCACUCAGUUCUUUAGAUUCGAUCAGCUCAAACUCUGACCAGAACUACGAUUACCUCAGUGACUGGGGCCCUCGCUUUAAAAGGCUUGCAGAUAUGUAUGGGACUGGACCAGACUGCUUAUACUCAUAGCCUUGGAACCUUUCUCUGAAAAUGCACUGAAGAAUACUAAAACAGAAAACUCAACCUUACAGAC
This is a messenger RNA of Antrostomus carolinensis (chuck-will's-widow), 1435 nucleotides long. RefSeq names its product cadherin-7. Bases 49 to 1371 code for a protein of 440 amino acids. The record is from RefSeq and is a predicted model, not a curated record. Gene Ontology annotation, cellular component: adherens junction; catenin complex; plasma membrane. NCBI's taxonomy places the organism in Eukaryota, Metazoa, Chordata, Aves, Caprimulgiformes, Caprimulgidae. The transcript has 6 exons. Gene Ontology annotation, biological process: cell-cell adhesion mediated by cadherin; homophilic cell-cell adhesion; adherens junction organization. Gene Ontology annotation, molecular function: cadherin binding; calcium ion binding; beta-catenin binding.